Molecule: messenger RNA, 1668 nt
Organism: Penicillium samsonianum
Lineage: Eukaryota; Fungi; Ascomycota; Eurotiomycetes; Eurotiales; Aspergillaceae
Product: CAF1 family ribonuclease
Exons: 5
Coding region: 1-1668 (555 amino acids)
Biological process (GO): nuclear-transcribed mRNA poly(A) tail shortening
Cellular component (GO): cytoplasm
Molecular function (GO): RNA binding; poly(A)-specific ribonuclease activity
Source: RefSeq, a predicted model, not a curated record
AUGGAUAUCACAGCUGUCACCUUCCCCGAUUGUUUCCCCUCCAUCCUCAACGAUAUCUCCACCAGCUGCUUCGUGUCCGUAGACUUCGAGCUCUCUGGUGUGGUUUUCAAACCAAGUACCCCACAAUCUCAGGCCCAGACUGUGCAGGAACGAUAUGUGGAAGCCAAGGCGGCCGCAGAGCGGUACCAGAUUCUCCAAGUUGGGCUGACAACUUGUCAUGAAGACAAGGAAAAUGCUACCUACACCCUGAAACCAUACAACAUAAAUCUGAGUCCAAUCACUCAGCAUGAGAUGGAUGUGAAUCGGGACUGGACAUUCGGAAGCCGCUCAAUGGAAUUCUUGCUUGCGAACCACUUCAGCAUUGACCACAUGUGCACCUUCGGUGUCCGAUACCUGUCUCGAGAGGAAGAAAAGCUGGCAAUCAAAAGAGCUACAGAGAAAUGUUACUCGCGGAAUCCCGUCCAAGUUGCGGAUAUUAAAAAAGACGAUCAUGAAUCUCUGGAGUUCCUUGAAGCCGUUCGGAUCAGUGUCAAUGAGUGGCUGGCCCAGGGCGAGAAACGCCGUGAGUGGCUCAACAUCCCGCCACCCAGCAGUGUGCAGCUUAUUCCAGGCCCCAUACCUACCGGGUUGACCAGCAUGCAGAAAUGGCUGAUACACCACCUUAUCAGCAACGAAUACCCCAACUUAACGUCGCGGGGUGCGUCAACGUUCGUCCAGAUCGAAUUGCGGGACCCGUGCAAUGAGCAAUCCACCUUCGAAACGAAAUUGAAGGUCAAAAAGGAACGAGUCCGGAAGCAUAUCGGGUUCCGCUGGAUCGCUGAAGCACUUGUUGGUGGAAGCCUGGAAGAACUCGAACCAGACGCUUUCCAACCUCUGAUGAAGAUAAUCGAGCAGCCGACGUUCGAGAUCGAGCAGUUGUCAGACAAAGUGAAGCACCGGCUUAAGGAGAACAGACCGGUUCUAGUCGGCCACAACAUGUUCUGUGAUUUGCUCUUCUUCCACAGAUGCUUCCUGGGUCCGUUGCCGAAUACCCUCGCCGAGUUCCAGACCGUCAUCCACGAUCUAUUCCCCAUGCUAGCCGAUACCAAGUACAUGGCCACCCAUGACUGCGGCUCUCUAAACCCAAUGUCUUCGCUCGAAGAGCUCAACACAACUUUAGCUGGAAUAGAAAGCCCCAAGAUAGAGAUCGACCCUCGCUUUGCGAAGUACAAGUUCCGUAAGCGCACCCACGAGGCAGGAUACGAUAGCAUGCUUGCCGCCAUGGCCUUCAUCAAACUGGCAGGCGAUAUACAGCGCAGCCCUUCACAGCCGACCGUCAAACCCGGACCACAGACGAACACGGCACCCAGUUUGGUUGCCAGUAUCAUGGCACAGCCUAGCAAUAGUCAGAAUUAUCCUAAAAGUGAAUUCAGCAACUUUUUUGAUGUUGACACUGAGACCAUUCCGACGAUUCAACCAUCUCAGAUUGCUCGAGCGGGCACAUCCCUAGCCGACACUGGUUCCGGGCGUAUCACUCGCUUGGUCAACCAGGGUAAAUUACUGCCCCGUCUCGGAGAUACCUUCUGGCAUACCUACGGGAACAUACUGCGGGUGUUUGGUACACAGGAGAGGAUGGUACAACUAAGAAGGGAACCACCAAAGCAGGAAGAGCUGCUGGUGGAGGUUUGA